Tuber aestivum (summer truffle) is the source of this 812-nucleotide messenger RNA. The record is from the annotation of a GenBank genome assembly. NCBI's taxonomy places the organism in Eukaryota, Fungi, Ascomycota, Pezizomycetes, Pezizales, Tuberaceae.
UUUUUAGAUAUCGGCUCCCAGGCAGCUAUGGAGGGAAAAUCCAAGGCUCAAGCCCCCGAGACAAACUCCGGAAGCAAACAAACCCAUGAUCUCCCACCGGGCCCUCCUCCUCCAGUAGUUCCCGAAGGUUGGGUUGCUCAAUAUGAUCCAACAUAUCAGCGAUUCUACUACGUGAACCUAGCCACUCAAAGAGCACAAUGGGAAACCCCACCUGGAACUGUUGAUCCUCCUACGGCAGGAGCAGGUCAGUGCAUAAUCCGUUUAUGGUGUGUUGAACCAGACUCUAACCAUCCCCAGAACCCAACGGAGGUAGCCCUGCUCACCAUCAAAAUGCCCACCCACCAAUCCUCUUGCCCCAAAUUUCGCCCCCUAAAGAAACAAGGGCCCCUCGCAUGGAUUCCUGCAAUCAGCAGAUGACGGAAAAAGGGCAACAGAAGAAAACAGGGUUUGCUAGCUGGAUAUCAUCACUUUUCCAGCAUGGAUCCCCUAGAUCAGAGCCGCACCAGCAGAGCCAACCCCCUGUGUGCUAUCCUCCUCCGAUAGCUCAACCAUCAGAAGUAUACGUGCCACAGCAAAGGUCCAGUGGCAGGGGAACCGCUGGUACCAUUGCGUUAGGCGCUGGAGGAGGCUUGUUAGCUGGGAUGGCCUUGGAGGGUGCUAUCUCUAGCUAUGCUAACGAUAGAUAUGACCAGGGGUUUGAGGAUGGCGCAGAUUAUGUCAGAGAGAACCUGUCUGGGGCUUUAGCACAGUUAGAGAGAGAGAGCGUCCCGGGAGAGGGGGUGGGCCCAUCCGACUUUGACGAGGGUGAUUAG